Panicum virgatum (switchgrass) is the source of this 435-nucleotide messenger RNA. Its product is annotated as non-specific lipid-transfer protein C6-like. Gene Ontology annotation, molecular function: lipid binding. Gene Ontology annotation, biological process: lipid transport. The transcript is spliced from 2 exons. Lineage: Eukaryota; Viridiplantae; Streptophyta; Magnoliopsida; Poales; Poaceae. The record is from RefSeq and is a predicted model, not a curated record. Bases 1 to 435 code for a protein of 144 amino acids.
AUGGCGUCCUCGAAGCUCGUCGCCAGCCUCUUCCUCGCCUUGGCGCUGGUCGUCGCCACCGCGCCAGGGCCCUCGCAAGCCGCCAGGGCCGAGCCCGGCUGCUGCGCCCCGUCGCCGGCGCCGUCGCCGUCGCCGGGCGAGGAGCAGGCGACGGCGUCGUCGUGCGUGUCGUGGUUCAUGGGGAUGACCCCGUGCCUGGACUUCCUCACCGACGCGAGCGUGCCGGCGCCUUCGAGCACCUGCUGCAGGGGCCUCGAGUCGCUCGUCGACGGCGCGGCCGUCUGCCUCUGCCACGCCACGAACGGCGACAUCGACAACCUCAUGCCGGCGAACACGGACUUCACCCGCGUGGCGGACCUCCCGGCGACCUGCGGCGUCGCGUUGCCGGUGGAAACGCUCUCCAAGUGCCAAAGAAAGCCACCGUACCACCAGUAG